CCGGCGCCGGCUCUUGCGGCCGGGCUGGGCUGCGGCGUGGGAAAGAGCCGCGAGGAGCUGACCGCGCCGCCGCCGGAGCCGCGCCUGCCGGGGCCCAGGGAGGGCGGGCGGGAGGAGGAAGGCAGGGAGGGCGCUGCGUCCCGCUCGGCGUCCGUGGCUCCGGCCCGGCUGCGCCCCGCGCGGUCCUCUCCGCGAUGAAGCGCCCUUGCGAGGAAACGACCUCUGAGAGCGACAUGGACGAGACCAUCGACGUGGGGAGCGAGAACAAUUACUCGGGGCAAAGUACUAGCUCUGUGAUUAGGUCGAAUUCGCCAACAACAACAUCUCAGAUUAUGGCAAGAAAGAAAAGGAGAGGGAUAAUAGAGAAAAGGCGUCGAGAUCGGAUAAAUAACAGUUUAUCUGAGUUGAGACGACUGGUGCCAACUGCUUUUGAAAAACAAGGAUCUGCAAAGUUAGAAAAAGCUGAAAUACUUCAAAUGACAGUAGAUCACUUAAAGAUGCUGCAGGCAACUGGGGGUAAAGGCUACUUUGACGCACACGCCCUUGCCAUGGACUUCAUGAGCAUUGGAUUCCGGGAGUGCUUAACGGAAGUGGCGAGGUACCUGAGCUCGGUGGAAGGCCUGGACUCCUCCGACCCGCUGCGCGUGCGCCUGGUCUCGCAUCUCAGCUCUUGCGCCUCGCAGCGGGAGGCGGCGGCCAUGACCUCCUCCCUGGCCCACCACCAUCACCCCCUGCAUCCGCACCACUGGGCGGCGGCCUUCCACCACCUCCCGGCAGCCCUGCUCCAACCCAACGGCCUCCACGCCUCGGAGUCCACGCCCUGUCGCCUGUCCACCACGUCGGAAGUGCCUCCUGCCCACGGCUCCGCCCUCCUCACCGCCACGUUCGCCCACGCGGAUUCCGCCCUGCGGAUGCCCGCCACGGGCAGCGUCGCCCCCUGCGUGCCGCCUCUCUCCACGUCUCUGCUGUCCCUCUCCGCCACCGUCCACGCGGCCGCGGCAGCGGCCACCGCGGCCGCGCACAGCUUCCCUCUGUCUUUUGCUGGGGCGUUCCCCAUGCUUCCCCCAAACGCAGCUGCCGCCGUGGCAGCUGCCACAGCCAUCAGCCCGCCCUUGUCGGUAUCAGCCACGUCCAGCCCUCAGCAGACAGGCAGUGGAACAAACAGUAAACCUUAUCGACCCUGGGGCACAGAAGUAGGAGCUUUUUAAGGUUUCACGGAACUCCUCGCAGUAGCAACUGAAUGUCCUUCAUUUCCGAGUCAGCUUAAAACCUCUGCAACCGUGGAAGUAGCCAUAGAGAUGUCUGCAGACCCGCAAAGGAACAGUAAAGCUGUUUGAGACACAAACCUCACAAGUGGAAAUGUGGUAUUAUCUUUUUUUCCUCUGUUUUGGUUUAAGGCGAUUUGUAACUUGACAUCAGCAACUUUUGAAAACUUCACACUUGUUUCCAUUUAGAAGUUUCCUGGAAAAUAUAUGGACCAUACCAUCCAGCCAGUGCAUCAGGAUGUCUGAAUUGGGGAAGAAAAGUGACCUGACUCAAUUCUCUUGAAACUAGAUGGGAAAAAAUAUUUGUGUUUCAUAAGUGCCUGAGCUAGUAAAGUUUUCUUUUGAACAUACAAUAUUGCACAAGUAAAGAAGAGUGUAGAGGUUGGGUUAAGAAAGGAUAAGGGACAGAAGUCCUGCAUUAGGCUGCAGAUACUUCAAUACAAGAGAAGAGCACUCUGUUGAAACCAGCAGGUUUUUAUUGGCCAAAAGGAUUGCUGAAAAUAAUUUUCAAGUUGAAAGUCCUAGUUUUAUCUUAGUUUGCUUUCUUUGUACAGACUUGCCAAGUGGUGACAUUUAGCAAUGCAUUAGUGUAAGCAAUUAUUACAUCAGUGCUCAGAUUAACAAGCAGUUCUGCCCUGCCUGCAGACCCCCAGGCAUUUUCUUUCAUGGCUCAAAACGUGGUGCUUCUUUAUAUAAACCAUGCAUUUAUAGAGUGCACCUAGAAGCAGUUGCUUACUAUGUGCCCACCAGAGCCUGUCUGACUCAUGCCAACUUGAAAACUCUCCAGUUGUAAAAGUUUAAUUUAUUCUGUAUCAUUUGGACAAUUUUUACAUAUUUAUCUUAUUGAUUUCAUCCCAAUAACAUGUAAAAUCUAUUGUCACCUUUUGGAGAGAAGUUGCAUUUCUGGAAGUGAUGAGGCAGGGAGAGAACAAUGGUAAAAGAAAAGCCACAAUUUUUAAACGUCCUUUGUCAAGCUUGUGAUUGCAUUUGAUCCCAAAUCAAGAUGAAUGUAUUCAAUGGGAUGUACAUAAAUUAUUUUUGUCCAUGCCUAGACUAGUGCUACAUAAUGUGUUUUGGUUUUGUUGUUUUUGUUUGUUUAACAACAAAAUAAUCUCUUAAUACUUUGAAAUUGAGCACAUGAGAUUUUAUGUUUGAAAGACAAAGACACAGCAUGUAUUAUUAUGCACUUCAUUUCUCUGCUGUGUGGAGAAAGCAAUAAACAUUAUGAGAAUGUUAAACAUUAUGCAAAAUUAUACUUUUAAAUAUUUGUUUUAAAAAUUACUGUACCUAGUCUUCUAUGCAUUACUUUGUAACCUUUUUCUAUGCAAAAGUCUACAUAUCACUAAUUAAAUGAAGUCCUUUUUGACCAUUUUAAUGUGGAUGAGUUGCUUUGCAGAAUGAAAGUUUACAGGAAUUUCAAGAAAGGCCUUGUUUCACUAACAAAUUAAGCCUUGGCUUUUCUUUUUCUAAGUCAUUUGGUAUAAUUCACAGCCUUGAAAAUAACAGAUAUUUGAGUUUGAAAAUCAAUUAAGUAUAGGUGAGUAUGAUACCAUUCGGAGGCAAGAAGUGAUUGGUUUCUUCUGCCUUUUAUUUUUAGCAUAGUUCUCGGAAAAGUCAAAUAGCAUAACAUCAAAUAAUAGUAUACUGAUCGUAAGGUAAUAAGUUUGUGUCAUACGUGUUGUAACUCAAAUAUUUAUAGAGUGUUUUUGAAACAUCACUUGCUCUGUACCUACCUCAAGAUUCUUUUGAUGCUGUAGAAACUAUGCAGGGAGCCCUCCUUCAGUGAAGCCUAAAAUAGAUUAUCUCAGAGUUUCUGAAACUAUUGGGCCAAACAUAGGAGAAGAUUUUUUAAAUGUUCUUAUUAUGCUUAUCAAUUAUGCUUAGAGUUAAAGGAAAAAGUAGGAGUCCUCUUAAAUAAUUUUAAUUUUGAAAAAUCAAGCAUAUAGUUUAUUUUUUCUUUCUGUAAGUGGGUGAAAAAAAUGAGCCAAAACAGAUCACCUUUGUUCCUGUCUGUAAGCUCUGCGGUUAUUUUCUGUCAGUUAGCUCUGAUGGGAUUAGGUAACAGCAAAAUGGGUUUAGUGGUAUUUGGAGUUUGUUUCUUAGUCAUGAUUUAUGGAUAACAGGCAUAGAAAUAAUUUUGAUUUAGGAUCUAAUAGUUGAUUCUGUGCCUGUUGUAAUGACAGCAUUCAAAUAACUUUUUGUAGAUUG
Messenger RNA from Capra hircus (goat), 3473 nucleotides. RefSeq names its product hes related family bHLH transcription factor with YRPW motif 2 (gene HEY2). The record is from RefSeq and is a predicted model, not a curated record. Gene Ontology annotation, molecular function: protein dimerization activity; DNA-binding transcription factor activity, RNA polymerase II-specific; RNA polymerase II cis-regulatory region sequence-specific DNA binding. The transcript is spliced from 5 exons. Gene Ontology annotation, cellular component: nucleus. NCBI's taxonomy places the organism in Eukaryota, Metazoa, Chordata, Mammalia, Artiodactyla, Bovidae. The coding region runs from base 195 to 1208 and encodes 337 amino acids. Gene Ontology annotation, biological process: circulatory system development; regulation of neurogenesis; Notch signaling pathway.